Spodoptera frugiperda (fall armyworm) is the source of this 2168-nucleotide messenger RNA. RefSeq lists its product as uncharacterized. The transcript is spliced from 6 exons. NCBI's taxonomy places the organism in Eukaryota, Metazoa, Arthropoda, Insecta, Lepidoptera, Noctuidae. The coding region runs from base 133 to 1473 and encodes 446 amino acids. The record is from RefSeq and is a predicted model, not a curated record.
ACGUGUUGUUUAUUUGUCAAAAGUCAGAGACAGUCAAAGUCAGUCUUGUCUUCAGAUGAUACAAAAACAUUAACAUAACCUAAAAUUGUAAACUAAAAUAUUAAAAUAUAUUUCCAUUUAACAAGUUUCGCGAUGGAGUCUAGUGAUGAAGAAUCAACGAUCAGGAAGAAACGAAGAGCAAGUGAAGACAGUGAAGUACAAGACGAACAUGAUACACCAGUCAAAAAGAAAUUAAAAACAGAAAUAAAUACAACUACAGAAGAUAAUAUGGAUUCAGACUCAAGUAGUGAUUUUGAAAGGCCAAUGGAAAGAGCGGAAAGACAAAUGGAAUUUGGGGAUAUACUCAAAGAUUUUGAUGAUUUAAACGAACCAGCUUGUAUGGAUAGAAUACUCAUGUAUUUAGAAGAAAUCAAAGAUGAGGAUUAUUUUUUCAUGGAGUUAUUAGUAGACAAGUUAAAAGGAGAAACAAUAACAUGGGAACAACCAUGGUACCAACAGUCGAAAUCACUUUCGAGGCCAUUUAAAAAUGAUAAAAAUGAAAGCCACACUGAGCCUUAUAGAACAGACACAAUUUGCAAAGCUGAAAGUGAUUUGAUAGAAGACAACUGGCAUGAAUUCAAGAAGCUAUAUGAAGUUCCUGACAAGUUGAUAUGCUUGGCUCGCUGGAGAAAUAAAGAUAAAAGUAGACUACCUAACACACCUGAAGAGCAAGCAAGACGUUUUGUAGUUGCAUUUUUGGCGCGUGGCUUAAAAAGAACAAUAUACCAAGUGUUCAGGCAUAUUGUGACCCAUUAUGGCGGGGCUGUGAAAGGCCCUUACUCCUCAGAUGAAGAAAAGAUCAUGAAGGUCUGUUUCAAACACCAUCCUAACCAUGCAGUCACAUUAUUGUCAAUGGUUUUGAGUAGAGAACCCAGGGGAAUAUACAAAAGAUUGCAGCAAAUGUUCAGUGGAAAACCAGAAAAGAAGAAAAUUAAAUGGACAUUGUCACUAGCAACUAGAUUUGUGAAACUUUUGCUAAAGUACACGAAAUUGCCAUUAGAAGAAUUGAAAUAUAGGAAAAUUGACAAAGAUGUUUGGUUGAAACUGGAAAAGAAAUUUGAUCAACAUUAUGUACACUUGCAGACGUUUUGGUAUCAGAGUCUUCAUGUCCAGGUUUUUGUACAAGAACCUCUGAAAAUAAAUAAACUAAGAAAACGCGUAUUUAAAAGCCUUCUUGCGUCAUCUUAUCAAGUAUGGACAGACAUUCGAUGGAAAGAUCUAGUCAAGGAGUUUCCAGAUGGAAUAACACACAAGUUUUUAUAUGGUAUAUGUCGAAGCGUUGUAUGUAGAAUUCCGGGAUAUUUGAAGAAACCUCUACCUGAAGUUGUAGAAUAUGCAAUAGAUAGACUCAAGAAUCAUUCAUUUCGGAAACGUCGUUUGAAAACCUUACAAUUUGAUGAAAACGGAGAAUUAGAAAUAGCUAGAUACGAAUGAUAACAAAGUAUUAAGAUAUUAUAUCCAAUGUGAUAUUAUUUUAUUAAUCAACUUCCUUAUUAAUGUAAGUUACUGUUGGCUGAAUGUGCUUCCAAUUAUCACAAUGGCUAUAUUCUGGGGGCCUACUCUAAUUCAACGAACGAACGAAAAAGCUUUUCAGAUUGCAUACUACAAUAAAAUUCUAUUUAUUGCGAACUUUCGUGCGUGUCUCGACGUGCAGCGCUGCGCAGCGCAACGUCUCUGAAUUCUCACAAUUAAAUUUGUAUCGUUUCGUAUACCUAGUAAAUAAAGUAUUUUUUGGAUUCGCUCUAUGUAAAAUCUGCGCGCAGCGUCGCGUCGCGUCUCGGUGUGAGUUGCCCCUAAUUCUAUUAGUAAAUCAAUAAAAUGGCUGUAGGACCCAAGAUUAAACGAAACUUCGGAUUCGAGAACCGGAGUAGGCCCCUUGCUUUCGACAUUCGACAUGGAGGUCAUCAAACGUACAAUUAUAAGCAAAUAUCAAUGUAAUGCCAUUACUUUUGAGCAAAGUUAUUAUAUUUAAAGUAUCAAAAGACGUUUAUAUAGCCCAACCAACCACUUGUGCAGUAAUCGGAAAUAGUCUGUGAAAUCAAUUGAAAGGGCAUCUAGAGUUGAAUCAUAAGACUGUUGUAAUGUGUAUAAGAUGUUAAUAAAAAGAUAUACUUUUGUACCACAAAGAA